AGCCAUUUCAUCGUCAGGCGUCUGUCGAGUGUGUUCGACGUGAUUCAGGAACCACCGAAGUCAGCUGUACGAAAUCACAAUUUAAAUCGAGAUGACUCACGAGAACGUCGAGGUCGCCCAGGCUAAUGGGGCUAAGCCCGAAGUGGCGGAGAGCGGAGGCAAGCCCGCCGCUACGGUCGAGGGCAAAGUUGGCGCUCUGAAGAUCGAAGAAGCCAAUGGCAAGGUUGGAAAGGAGGCUGCCGCGGCUGCUCCGGCGGAGAAAACGAAUGGAGACAUCGCUGAAAAGUCAGAUGUAAAGGAAGACGGCGCCGAGGCCGAGGCAUCGACGUCCGAGAAGAAGGAGGAUGAAGCGAGCGACGACAAGGGUGACGCGAAGGAGGAGAAGGCCGCCAAAAAGAAGAGCAAGCGUUUCUCGCUGAACAAGCUCAAGAAAAUUCUCUCGUUCGCCGAAAAGAAGAAGGGCAAGAAAACCGACGGCGUCAAAGAGGAGGACGCUGCCGCAGUCAAGGAAGAGGGAGAUGCUGCUAAACAAGAGGGCGAAAAGAAGGAAGACGCGCCCGCCGCCUCCGAAUCCGCCGAAAAGAAGGAUGAUGACAAGAAGACGGAAGAUGCCACACCAGCGCCCGAACAGCAAAAGACGGAAGCUGAAACCAAGGAUGGCAUGGCUGAGAACAAAGAGGAUGUUCCUGCAAGCAAAGGACACGGCCGGAAGCAUAAUGACGGCCGUCGCAAGCAAACGAGGUUUCCGAAAGAGAAAGGAAAAGCCUUCGCCAAGAAGGUGCCAUCCGGCGACAACGAACGACGAGAAAUCGAACAGUUGAAAAAGCUCUAUGAUACGUUCGAUUUCGGGAAGUGGGACACGUUCAAGGAGGCGCCUCUUUCCGUGAAGACGAAGGCUGGUCUCGAUAGGGGAGGUUUCGUGAAACCUACGCGCAUCCAGAAGGAGACCCUAGGUCUCGCUCUCAGAGGCGGCGAUAUUCUCGGAGCAGCGAAGACAGGCUCCGGGAAAACUCUGGCUUUCGUUGUGCCUAUACUGGAAAUUUUGUUUCGGGAAAUGUGGACUCGACUCGACGGUCUGGGAGCGCUAGUCAUCACACCCACCAGAGAGCUCGCGUAUCAAAUUUUCGAAGUGCUCAAGAAAGUUGGAAUCAGACAUGAUUUCUCCGCCGGUCUCAUAAUCGGUGGGACGGAAGUGGGAUUCGAGCGGAAACGACUUCAAGGCUGUAACAUAAUCAUAUGCACACCAGGACGACUCCUUCAGCACAUGGAUCAGAAUCCACUGAUGGACCCUACCAAUCUCAAAAUUCUUGUACUCGACGAAGCGGACAGGAUUCUCGACAUGGGCUUCCAAAGAGACAUGAACGCAAUUCUGGAGAAUCUGCCAUCGGAUCGCCAAACUUUGCUCUUUUCGGCGACCCAGACUAAAUCUGUGAAGGACCUCGCUCGGCUCUCACUGAAAGAUCCGUCGUAUAUAUCGGUCCAUGAGAAAUCAGCGAAAGCGACUCCUGAAGACCUGCACCAGGACUACUUGGUGUGCGAGCUCCACGACAAAUUGAGUUUGCUGUGGUCGUUCCUCAAAAAUCACAAGAGCAAGAAGAUCAUCGUCUUCAUGUCGUGCUGCAAGCAAGUUCAGUUCAUCAAUACCAUCAUGCGGAGGAUGCGACCGGGUACGACCGUGCUGCACCUCCACGGCAACAUGUCGCAGCCGAGACGGAUGGCUAUAUAUGACACAUUCUGCAGCAAGCAGUCAGCGAUUCUCCUAGCGACCGAUUUGGCGGCCAGAGGUCUCGAUUUCCCCAGAGUAGAUUGGGUCGUGCAGCUCGAUUGUCCCGAAGAUACGGACACGUAUAUCCACCGCGUCGGUCGCACGGCCCGUUUCGGGAACUCCGGGAAGGCGCUCUUAGUCCUGCUCCCCACGGAAGAAGAAUCUAUGGUUCAGCAGCUCGAGAAGAAGUCUGUCCCCAUCGAGAAGAUUGACGUGAACCCCCGGCGUUUCUACGAUGUCCAGAGGAAAAUCGAGGCCAUGUGCGCUCGAGAUGUAGAAUUGAAGGCUUCUGCUCAGCGUUGUUUUGUUGGAUAUUUGAAGUACAUCUUCAUGCAGAAGGAUAAGCAAGUUUUCCGGAUCGAUAAACUCGAUCUCGACCUCUACGCUCGGAGUCUCGGUCUCAUUGUGACCCCCCGGGUACGCUUCCUCGACAAACACAGAGCGUCCAAAGGGAAGAAAGCAUCGAUCGUCAAGGAAAAUGAAGCAAGUAUCGGAGACGAUGGACCAGAGCGGGAGACCGCUCAAAAUCCGCCUCCGGUCCAACUUUCGAAGACGAUUGAGAAGUUCUCUUUCGACGACGGCCUGGAGAGUGAUGAGGAGAUUUUCACCAAGGGUAAACUCCUCCUGGACGGUGACGAAAUCAGUGGCGGUGAGGAAUCCGACGGGGAAAGAGCCGCGACGAGUGAGUCAGCGCUGAAGACUCAGGACAACUCGAAAGCCAGCGACAAAGUCCUCACAAAAGUUCAAGCUGCCAAGAAGAUCCUCAGGAAGAAACAUAUUGUACCGAACAAGAAGGUCGUGUUCGAUGAGGAAGGAGAAGCCUUUGAUGAAGGCGACGCGGGUCUUGGGAAGACUCAAGCAAAUGCCGAGGAGAAAGGCGGUAUCAACAUCGAAUUGAGUAAAAAGCUGAUGAAAGAGCAGGAUCGAAUCGAUAAACAAAUCUAUCGCGAGAAAGUAAAGGCCAAGCACAGGGAAGAUAGGCUGAAAGCCAAAGCUCAGCGGAGAGCUGCGACGCUCGGUGGGGAUGCUGUGCUGGAUGUCGGCGAUGGCGAUUCCCGAAUCGAUGAGCGUGGCGAAGCUGGUCGAGGGGGAAGCGAUGAAGAGCGUGGAUUCGACAAUGAGGGAAAUAAUAGCGAGUCUGAUUGGGAGGACCGUACGACUCUCAAGAGAGAAUUUCCGAACGAGGAUGAUAGUGAGGACGGUGAUGGGGAUACCGGAGGCGAACUUUAUCACGACAGUGAGAGCGGGGGAGAGUGUGAUUUGAGCGACAAGGCAUCGUCGGAUUCGCGGAGCGACGUCGAAGAUGAGAUCCCUCAGAGACACGUACCGAGGAAGCCGAUGAAGGUUCGCGGUAAAUUCGGUUUGAAAAAGAGGAAGAUCAGCGGAGUGGAGGAACUCGAUACCGGGCUAAGUCUGGCAGGCGACGAGGAACUGGCGUUGAAAUUACUCCAGUCCUGA
Molecule: messenger RNA, 3223 nt
Organism: Galendromus occidentalis (western predatory mite)
Lineage: Eukaryota; Metazoa; Arthropoda; Arachnida; Mesostigmata; Phytoseiidae
Product: probable ATP-dependent RNA helicase DDX10
Exons: 12
Coding region: 92-3223 (1043 amino acids)
Molecular function (GO): nucleic acid binding; ATP binding; RNA helicase activity
Source: RefSeq, a predicted model, not a curated record